GCCUCGCCGCGAGUCCAGCUGGGCAUGGUCGCCUUCCGUUUGCCUUCCUGUGCCCUGGCAUGUUCAACGCCCUCAGCGGCCUGGGAGGAGAAUACCGCGCUGUACAGCACCUUCGCCGUCGUCGGUUUCUUUGCCGGUACCAUCGUCAACCGUCUGGGGGUCCGGCUUGCGCUGUCCUUUGGUGGCAUUGGUUACUGCAUCUACGCCAUCAGUCUUCUCGUGUCCGUCCAUGCGAGCGUCGCCGGCUUCAACAUCUUCGCUGGCGCCCUGCUGGGUGUUUGCGCCGGUAUGCUGUGGACGGCGCAGGGGACCAUCAUGCUGUCCUACCCGACUGAGCAGCAGAAGGGUCGCUACUUUGCCUGGUUCUGGUCCAUCUUCAACAUUGGCGCUUGCAUUGGCAGUCUGAUUCCCCUCGGCGAGAACAUCCAUGUCACGAGCAACAAAACCGUCUCGGAUGGCACCUACAUUGCCUUCAUCGUGCUCAUGUUCGUCGGCGCCUGCCUGGCUCUCUUCCUGUGCGACGCGAACAAGAUUAUCCGGUCCGACGGCACCAAGGUCGUCCUGAUGAAGAACCCCAGCUGGAAGUCCGAGUUCAUCGGUCUCUACCAAACUGUAAAAGCCGAGCCCGGCGUCAUCCUGCUCUUCCCCAUGUUCUGGGCCUCCAACUGGUUCUACACCUACCAGCAGAAUGCCAUCAACGCCGCCCAUUUCGACACCCGCACCAAGGCGCUGAACGACUUCCUGUACUGGUUUGCCCAGAUUGUCGCCGCCUCGACCUAUGGACCCCUCCUUGACCUCAAGUACUUCCGCCGCACCGUCCGCGCCAAGGCAGCGCUGUUCGCUUUGUUCGCGCUCACCAUGAUCAUCUACGGUGGCGGCUAUGCCUGGCAGAAGGGCUACACGCGGGAGACGGUUAACGCCCCGGACUUUGUCCCCACUGACUGGACCACCCCCGGCUAUGUGGGCCCCAUGUUUUUGUACUUCUUCUAUGGUUUCUAUGAUGCGGUCUGGCAGGCCACGGUCUACUGGUUCAUGGGCGCUCUGAGCAACUCGGGUCGGAAAACGGCCAACUAUGUGGGAUUCUACAAGGGCAUCCAGUCGGCCGGUGCCGCGGUCAUGUGGAGCUUGGACAGCAACAAACUGUCCUACAUGGCCGAGUUCGCCAGUAACUGGGGUCUCCUCUGCGGUGCUCUCGUCGUCGCUUCCCCGGUGAUCUUCCUGCGCAUCAAGGAUCACGUCAGCGUGGAGGAAGACUUGAAGGACACCGACGAGACGCUGGAGGAUGUCCUGCCCGUCGACCACCCAGACAAGCGUGUUUCUAGCGGGGCGUAA
Molecule: messenger RNA, 1332 nt
Organism: Rasamsonia emersonii CBS 393.64
Lineage: Eukaryota; Fungi; Ascomycota; Eurotiomycetes; Eurotiales; Trichocomaceae
Exons: 4
Source: RefSeq, a predicted model, not a curated record